Molecule: messenger RNA, 2787 nt
Organism: Colossoma macropomum (tambaqui)
Lineage: Eukaryota; Metazoa; Chordata; Actinopteri; Characiformes; Serrasalmidae
Product: PWWP domain-containing DNA repair factor 3A
Exons: 13
Coding region: 152-2365 (737 amino acids)
Source: RefSeq, a predicted model, not a curated record
CUCGACUCGUUUGGAAUAAGCUCUUUCGCUAGCGGAAGAGCGGAGGCGAAGUUGCUGCUGCUUCUGAACUGAAGCCAGAGAGGAAUGAACAAGCUUGUGUGGAGUGAUGUUCCUGCUAAGAAGCUGAGACACUUCAAGAACAUGCAAGAACAUGAGCUCGUCAGAAGACUGCCACUCCUUACGACACCGAAAGAAUCCUGAGAGAACAUGCCGGGUCAUCGCUGAGGUCCGACCAGAAUUGAAAAGGCCUGCUUCCAAACGGACAGGUUCCACUACGGACAACUCCAAAGAAGCUCCUGCACCUCCUGAUCCCGGUCCUGCCAGUGCAGAUGGACCCCUUCCAAAGAAAAAAACGAGAGGAAAGGUAAAGAAGUUUGUCCUUCAGCAAACUGGAGCUGAACCAGCUGUGCCUUCACACUCGGCCACUCACACUGCUGUGAAUGGACGUUUAUCUCCAAGCUCGAAUGGCGUUGGACCAGCAGUGCCUCAACAAACCACAGCGUGUCUUCAGAAGAUGACAAGACCUCAAAGGGGAAGAAGAAGGAAAGGAGAGCCACCUCCUGAGCAGGGAGACGGCUCAAAUGUAGGUGCUAAUGGGCCGUCAUUAGAAAGACUGGACAGUGGCCCCGCUGCCCGUUCGGCAGAGACUGAGGAAACCCCCCGGAGAAAAGCCAGAGUUAGACGGGGUCGGAGCACUGAACGAACUGCUGAGCUCCGGAGCCCAACAGAAACCUCCGCUGCCGUUCACUCACAUGCUACACUAUGUUCUAGUCCUCAGCAGGAUGCUUCUCCUUUACCCAGUGAUCUCAGCCCCGGCCCCAGUACACCCAAACCCCGCCGGGGCCGGCCUGGUCCCAUGCUCAGCUCCACGCCUCUGGGCACUGCGUGCCUUUCCCGAAAGCCUCCAGACACAGGAGAGACUACGAGCCCGCAAAGCCACACUGCAAAUGGCCAUCGGAAGGAACCAAAGCCAAGUCCAGUGAAGAGAAGUCCGUCAGAUGUUCCUGCACGAAAGACAACGAGAUCCCGCAAGCCUCGAGCUCCAGACAAGAGCAUAACUCAGCAGAAGGAGAAGAGGAAGAAGAAAGAGCAGGAGGUGUGUGAUGGACCGCCAGUCAAACGUCAGAGGAAGAAGGGAGGGACAAAGGCGAAGCCACAGGACCAGCCAGCCCACCGGGUCAGACCACGCUUCGAGCUCCACGAUUCUGAGCUCCAGGAACCUGAGCUCCAGGAACCUGAGCUCCAGGAGACAGAGCAGAACUUGUCCUCUGACCUGUCCAUCGAGCUGAGCCUGAUGGAGGAGCCGGAAAUGAUCAACCACUCUCUGUCCCUUCAGGAGGAUGAGGAGGAGGAUGAAGAGGAGCUGCCCAGUUUCUUAGAACAGACCAAUAACCAGCCUUCCUCAAUCAGAGAGGGGCUGUGUGUGUGGUGUAAACUCAGGAAAUAUCCUUUUUGGCCUGCCAUAGUUAAAAGCGUGAACCACAAGAAUAAAAAAGCCAGCAUUGUGUUCAUCGAUGGAUGUCUGUUUAAUAAGAAGACGAUCAGAAAAGGCUUAACUGUGUCUUUGAGGACGCUGAAGCCGUUUGACUGCAAGGAAUAUGAUCAGUUUGUGGAUAUUGCCAAAGAGAAGUACGGGGCUUCCUUUACCUGGUGUCUGGAGCUCAUUUCGGACUACAGAAUCCGCAUCGGAUGUGGCUCUUUUGCUGGUUCCUUCAUUGAAUACCUCGCUGAUGAUAUCAGUUGCCCUGUGAGGAUGCGGUACCCCGAGGGGUCGUCUGAGCUGGCCUUUCCCAGCCAGCAGCUGCUGAGCGAGGAGCAGGACGGCGAGGGCGAACGGGCAGAAGAACCCGACGAGGAGCAGAGCAGACAGCCCGAUGAAGGACACUCAAAAAAGCUUCUGCCCGACCGAGCGCUGGCCGCCCGCAACCGUGCCAACGAGAGGCUGGUGGACUUCAUAGUGAAGAAACGUGGAGCGGAGAAUCGCUUAAAGGCAGUGAUCAGCGGUCAGGAGCCGUCCAAGUGGCUGCAGGCGCUGCAGAGCUGCAGCCGCUCAGUGGGGGGGCUGUACCUGGAGGAUGACAGGCAGGUGGAUAAGGUUUACUCCUACCUGAACAAGCUGUGUGAGGCUGCAGUCAAAACCAGCACCGGAGUGGAGAAUACGGACCGCAUCCGAUUCAUUCUGGAUGUGCUUCUGCCCGAGGCUAUUAUUUAUGCCAUAGCUGGAGUGGACCGACUGUCUCUGGACAAAGCUGAGGAGAAAUAUCGGCGAGGGCCGCAACACAGUAACAGAGAACGGGAGGAGUUCGAUAUGAUGAUCGAACAGCAGAUGAGGGUGAAGGCGAUCGCGGCGAAGCCGUCACCGUGAUGACGCCCGACUGCUGGAGUUUGUAACAGUGCAGUAAUGGACGUUUCUUUGCUCUGCAGCAGAAGCAGCUCUCAUGUUCCCUAGAGCUCCUCCUGCUGCACUCACUUCUCUGCACUUACGUUCUUGUUGUAAAUCACAAUCAUGUGACCCCAAAGGUAGAUGUUCUCAUUAAUGUAAAGAGUUAUUUUUAAUAAAAACAGUCCUGAACCUUUCUGAAUUCGUCCGCCAUCUGAAAUAUGAAUUCAUAUUCAUUUUUUACUCUGACAGUAUGAGAAACGCAGACUCAGAGCUGUCCAUGCAGAUUGUAAAUGUAAUUAUUAUUAUCUCAAAAAAGUGCACAAUUAGUGCAUUUAUUAGUGUAUUUGGUUUUAAGUGUGUAAUGAAAUAUGUAAAUAUGUAAUUAAAGGGCCCAUAUCCUACUG